AGUGAAGGGAGAGAGGCGUGUGUGUGUGUGUGUGUGAGCGCGAUGCACCGGGGAUCCUGAGCCUGGAGGGGAGCCGUGUGAACAGAGAGGGGGGCUCUUCAGCAUGUGGAUGUAUGCGCAGCAGGGGCAUGCUUUUUUUUUUUGCAGGCGAGGGUAAAUGCGUGUGUUAGUGUGUGUGUGUGUGUGUGUGUGUGUGAGAGAGAGACGAGGGGGUGUGGGCAUGCCAGCGUGUGUAUGUGUAACAGUGUCGUCGAUCAGCGACGGGCUCUUGGCAUUACGCAGCCGACGGUGCUCAUCACACUUUGAGGACUGACUCAUCCCGACCGGCCGGUGGAGACAAGAGGAGACCGACGGGAGAGGAAGACGGAUGGGUGCAAAGACAGGAGGACAGUUUUAGGCUGUCGAUGCUUUUGGGUCCCCCCCACCCCCGGACCACCCAAAAGUCUACUCCGUUUCUGGGACGCCACCAGCAGCUUCUCACCAGCCUCCCUUGUCCUCCCCACCCAAAUUGGAAUUGGCAGACAGGUGUAGCAAAAAUUGCCCAAAAACCCAUGAAAGAAUAAUAAAUCCCCAUUUGACAUCCAAAUUGCAGAAAGGUUUUAAAUCCAUUCCUGCUCCACGGAGAGAAGAGGGUCUCUGGACGCUUUGGGGUCUCUUGUUCCGUUUGACAUCUUUAUUUUUUACGUGGAGGGAAGGUGGGUUUGGAGAUAAGAGGCUGGCCGACGAGACGGGACAGACGCAGGCAUGGCUCGCCUCAACUGGUGCCUAGCUGCCGUCAUCAGCUGGGGCAAGUUCCUCUUCGCCUGCUUCUUUCCUCUGCGAGGGGCAAAGCGAAACAAGCCCGACGAGCUGGAGGGCGUCCACACACACACCUUCAAGCUGAAGCCGUUCAAGAAGGCCAAGAGCUGUGACAUUUGCAAGCAGGCCAUCACCAAGGAGGGCCUCAUAUGCAAAGCGUGCCGGUUGUCCUUGCAUAGAAAAUGCGAAGUGAAGGUGACCACAUCAUGUCAAAUAACGAGCAACACUGAUCCGCCUCCCACUCCUCAGCUGCCAUUAAAGCAUGUAGAUACGCCGGGAUCUGCGAGGUCCUGCAAGAGUGUGGAGAUACGGCCAAAGCAGCCGGGGAAUCAGAGUGUGGCCAUGGAGGAGAGCCAUGAGGUGGACCUGGUCUACAUCACAGAGAGGAUCAUCUCUGUGUGCUUCCCCGCCGGCGCCGAGGAACGCAGCUACACCACCAACCUCAAGGAGGUGGCAACGAUGCUGCGGUCCAAACAUGGCGAGCACUACCUGAUCCUCAACCUGAGCGAGUGGAGGAGUGACUUAUCAACUUUAAACCCCAAAGUUGUGGAGUUUGGCUGGCCAGACAACCAUGCACCGGCGCUCGACAAGAUCUGCAGCAUGUGCAAGGCCAUCGACACGUGGCUCAAUGGGGACCCGCGGAACGUAGUGGUGCUGCACAACAAGGGGAACCGAGGUCGGACGGGAGUGGCGGUGGCCGCUUACAUGCACUACAGCAACAUAUCCGCAAGCGCUGACCAGGCGUUGGACAGGUUCUCCAUGCGGCGCUUCUACGAGGACAAAGCACUUCCUGCGGCCCAGCCGUCACAGAUAAGGUAUGUGAGAUACUUCAACGGCCUUCUGUCGGGACACAUCAAAAUCAACAACAAGCCUCUGUUCCUGCAUCAUGUCAUCAUGCACGGAAUACCCAACUUUGAGUCCAAAGGAGGCUGCCGUCCUUUCCUGAAGAUCUACCAGGCGAUGCAGCCAGUCUAUACGUCAGGAAUAUACAAUGUGCAAGGAGACAGCAGCACGAGUAUCUGCAUCACUAUUGAGCCGGGCCUGCUUCUGAAGGGAGACAUCCUGUUGAAGUGUUACCACAAGAGGUACAGGAACUCCACCAGGGACGUUAUGUUCAGGGUGCAGUUCCACACCUGCGCCAUCCACGACCUCGGGGUGGUGUUUGGGAAGAGCGAGCUGGACGAUACCUUCAAAGGUAACGGCUCUACGGACGAAAGGUUCCCGGAGUACGGGAAGGUGGAGUUUGUUUUCUCAUAUGCACCAGAAAAAAUCAAAGGCCUGGGCCACCUGGAGAACGGGCCGAGCGUCUCCGUGGACUACAACACCCAGGACCCUCUGAUCCGGUGGGACUCGUACGAGAGCUUCAGCCAGCGCUGCGAGGAUACCGCGGACGAUGUUGUUCACACCCAAGGGCCACUUGAUGGAAGCCUAUAUGCCCGGGUCCGCAAGAAAGACUCCCUGGAGGGAGUUGUCACCAUCAACGGCCUCCCAGUCCGUGAAAACCCCUUGACCAAUGCCGAAAACCCGUCACAACACCCCAGUCACCCCCUCCAAACCACUGACCGAACCCUCCCCGUGACAGGCCACGCCUCCCUCCCCGCCGUCGACCACACCCUCUCCGUGAGCAGCGACUCUGGCAACUCCACCGCGUCCGUCAAGACCGAUCGCACCGAUGAGCACAGCCAGUCCGUGCACGGUGCGGUGAACCACAACAACCCGACAGCGGCCCACCCAGCGCUGAGCCCGCAGGAGAAAAGAGAGCUCCACCAGCUUCUCAGUGGCCUCGAAGCACAAACCCACCAACGGCAAGCCUACCUGUCCACGUCCACCAGUCCGGGAGGAGGUAUUCGACACCUGGUCCCAGCACAGGUGCACGUCAACGGGGGCCACACCAGGCUUGUUGCCGCCCCUUCAUCAGAGGAGCGUGAGACGGAAAUUUUAGACGACGAGCUGCCGAAUAGCCAAGAGGGCAACAGCGUGGACAGCUUGGGCACGCUCUCAUCCCUCGAGGGCCAGGCGACGCCUGCUGACCUCUACUACCAAUCGCAGACGGCCACCAGCAGGCAGAACGACGGGCCCUACCUUGAGAGAGUUGUUGUCGGGGAAAAGUUGAGCGAGAUGCCCGUCCACGGAGUACAAACGCCCACGGCGUUGCAAGACAGGUCUGUGGACUCUGCAUCGCCACAGGGGGGAUACAACAACUACCAGAACGGAGGGGGGAUUUACCAUACACAGUCUUUUGGGAAUCCGCCAGAUGGCAGUCCUGAGGCCAACCCUAAACUGAUGCCCCGGGCCCCAGAGAGGAGCACCAGUAGCCGCGAGGCUGUUCAAAGAGGUCUCAACACCUGGCACCAAUAUAGCCUCCCAGAUGAUCCCUUUGGCCCUCCCCUUCAGUCAACCCAUAGCCUGCCCCACUUCCCCACCUCAGCCUCGCAGCGGGACAUUGAGCAGUCCAUUGAGGCGCUCAACAUGCUCAUGCUCGACCUAGACCCUAUCAACUCCCACAUGUCAAAGUCCCACAGUGCGCCUCCUGGCGAGGACAGCCUCAGUUUGUCCCAGGCGCCCUUCUCGCAGACCCUUGCAAGACCUUCCUACCAAGCAGACUCUGCCAUUCACUGCUACAACAACACCGGGUCCGUCAGCAACUCCUUUCAUCAGCCCCUGUGGUCGACUGGGAGACCGGUGCACAACCAGAGCCCCCUCAUGGAGUCCCCGGGCUAUUCUCCCCAGAGGUCCAACGAAGGCUACCAACACCAAAACAUCACCCCAACGCAAACCCCGGAGCCCUUCUUGCACACACGCCAAGCAGCACACCAUCACCCCACAGAUGCCUCCCCUACUUUCAACCAGCAGGUGGCAGUGAAGCCUGUGAACUCUUACCUGGGAGGCAGGGUUUCCACCUCUCCGGAACCGCAGGGCUCGUCUCCUUUUCCUGGCUACAGUGCCUCUUCCUCUCCUCUCCAAGCACUCACCCCACAGCCAAAAGAAACGUCUUCUUCAUCCUUGCCCAGAGAACAAGAGGCAGAGGAGCAGAAGCUUAACUUGGAGGGGCUGGUAGCUCACCGCAUCGCCGAGUACAACGCUCGUAUUCGGGGCAUCAGUGAAAGCAUGACAUCGCAACAAUCUGACCGCCAUCGCUCCUUUUCCUUCUCUGGGGUUCGGUCCAGAGGAAUGACCCCAGAAGUGACGCAGGAGACGGGUCGACGUCGGACCACCAGCGAGGGACAGUACCAGAGCAGCCAUGAUAACACGGCGAUGGCGGAUUCAUCGGACUUUGCCCACAAUCUGGCCCUCAACCCGGGAGGACAACCCAGAGAGGGUCUCAUGCACAGCUACCGGGAGGCGUUUGAGGACGACGAGGCGGACGGGUUUGACAACAUUCCCGCCUUUGGAGGUGGUGGUGAGAAUUCCCCCCAGACCCCCAGCUUCCCUGUGUCGCCACAGACUCCUUACUUCAACAUGUCUCGCUCCCCUCCAGGUUGGACAAAGACUCCUCUGUCAGCUCUGGGCCUGAAGUCUCAUCAUCUUGGCGCAUCAGACUCUGAUUCUAACGAUGGAGAGCAAGACAAUCGCAGUUUUGGGGAUUUCAGAGCGCAACCAUUCAACACUCUCUCUUCUAGCAGUCCCGUCCACAGUGCUGAUGGGAGGAGGAUUGGUUCUUCGCCGCACAGUCCCGUCCCUUCCUACCCCUACAGACCCGCCUCCCCCGAGGGCUCCCAGGUCAACAUCAUGGGCGUCCACACCGUCCCCGGGAGCCCCAACACCCUCCACCGCACAGUGGCCACCAACACGCCGCCGAGCCCCGCCCUGCAGAGACGCCUGGGCCAAGCCAGCCCCUCGCUGGGCAGAAUGCCUCCUCCGGCCGGCGUCCCUUCCAGCCCUCUGAUUGGCCGAAACGCAAAGACGGCGGCGGGCGGCGUGCCCCCCAGCCCCCUGAUGGGCCGUCGGAUGGCGGCGAGCGGCCACAGCACACCGGACGAGCUGGGAGCCGCUUCCCGUCAAGGGAGCGCCCAACCUCCCUCCACGCCCGCCUUCCCCGUCUCCCCGCAGCUGCCGGAGAAGAGGCACAUGUCCAGCGGAGACGCCGAGAGGACGGACAUCAAGAACCCGACGCCGGCCAGCGGGGUCAGCGCGCCGAACCUGUCCGGCACGCAGACACUCCCCGAGGCCUCAAAGUCCAUAUACGACGGUUAUCCAGACAUCAAGAUGAACGUCAAGUUUGUCCAGGACACCUCCAAGUUCUGGUACAAGCCGGACAUCACCAGAGAGCAGGCCAUCAACGUGUUGAAGGACAGGGAGCCCGGCGCGUUCGUCAUAAGGGACAGCCAUUCCUUCAGAGGAGCCUACGGGUUGGCCAUGAAGGUAGCCUGCCCGCCACCAACCCUCCAACAGAACAAAAAAGUUGGUGACAUGACUAACGAGCUGGUGAGGCACUUCCUGAUUGAGACGAGCCCCAAAGGCGUCCGCCUGAAGGGUUGUCCCAACGAACCCUACUUUGGUUGUCUUUCCGCUCUGGUGUACCAGCACUCGAUGACUCCGCUGGCUCUGCCCUGCAAGCUGAUGAUCCCCGCCAAAGACCCAAACGAAGAGGCGCUGGAGCUCGUCACUCCUACCGAUGCAGUUGUUGAACUUCUGAAGCAGGGAGCAGUUCAGAAGGUCCCAGAGGACGCCCACGCGUGCAACGUUCUCUACAUCAACUCCGUGGACAUGGAGUCUCUCACGGGGCCUCAGGCCAUUGCCAAGGCGAUCAGUCAGACGCUGGCCACCAACCCUCUGCCCGUCGCGACCACCGUGCACUUCAAAGUGUCCACGCAGGGCAUCACGCUCACCGACAGUCAGAGGAAACUUUUCUUCCGGCGACACUAUCCCAUCAACACGGUGACCUACUGCGACACUGACCCCCAGGACAGAAAAUGGGGGAAAGAAGGAGGUGGCUCAGUGAGGCUGUUUGGCUUCGUGGCGAGGAAGCAAGGAAGCACAACAGACAAUGUCAGCCACCUGUUCGCUGAGCUGGACCCCGAUCAGCCCGCCUCCGCCAUCGUCAGCUUCGCCUCCAAAAUGAUGAGGCGGUGAAGCCCACGCCGUCCGAAUGGCAGAGGCCAUUUUCAAAUCUUUUUUCCGCCAGGAAAUGAAGUUCUUUUUAUUUAUUUUUUAGUUUCCCCUUAGUUUGUUUCCCUUCUCUCCCCUUUUCUCUCUGCCUUGCUGGUUUGUCUCGACUUUGGACAUUUUUGGACGAGUCUCUACUUGAGGGAUUUGGUGUGGAUCCAGAGUGGCUCCGGUGGAAGUGUGCCGUGGGACUGUGAACGUGACAGACGUGGAGGCCGUUGAAGGGAGGAAAUGUACCAACAGGGCAACCUGUGCUAGAAUAAAGGCUAGUUAAAGACUGAAGGAACAAUGCAAAGUUCAGUCGAGGAACACGAAAGGCCCUGUGUGUUUCAGGGUUUUCCUUUGUCGAUUUAAUUGAUUGAUUUACCAAAGGUAGUUGUACGAAAGACGUAGCUAUUAAGCCAUUAUUAUUUCCUCUUUUCAAAAGACGAAGUCUCGAACAACAAAAGAAAAAAAAAAGAAAAGAAAUACAGUUUCUUCUUGAAUUUGUCUUCAGGAAAAAAGUUGGCCUUAAUGGCUUUUAGCAAAACAGUGUCUGAAGACGUUAUGCAUGUUAGCUUGAUCUGUAAGCUUGGUUCUUCCACCUUCCACAGAAAUCAUUGUGAACUCCUGGGAGUGGUCAUUUCUCGGGUCUGUUGUGUGUUGGAAAGGGCUCUGCAGUAAAACAAAGACUGAUUUUAACUGCGCAUAGCAAACCAGACUUUCAAAAAAAAAAAAAAAAAUAGAAAAGCCACGCUAAAGGACCGCACCGCGUGUCGAUGCACACUCGCAUCACUCUCUCUCUCUCUCGCUCACCUCCAAAACUCGCCCGUUGGAUUCCUGCCAUCACUAAGCUCCUGAUAGCAUGGCAGUCGGAGAGAGGAGGGCCGUUCGGCCACAUGGUGGCGCCGCUCCUUCAGGCUUGGGCCCUCUCCCCCAGAGCGUCGCGUCGACUUGCCCGUCGCCAACCGCUUGCAGUAGUGGAUCUGUUGAUAGACGCUGCCAUUAAAACACACUGGAAAUCACCAGGGACUGGCCCGACCAGCUGGACCUAUGCACUGUUCUUUAUGCAUGUUGCACCCUCCAUCAUAGCUCCAUCCAACAUCACUGAAAACAUUCUAUGCUCUGUGCUAAAAAUGACUGUAAAACCUUCAGGCAAGUCCACUGAGGUUGUAUGACUUGUCAAAGACUGCAUGAAAUAGACAACAUUUUUGUACUCUUCUCAGAGUCCUGAGGAUAAUUAGACAACCCGUUGCUGAAGUAGUCACAUGAUGGCGAGAUGCUAUAUUUUUACUUUCUUUAUGUUUGGUUCAUUUGAGCCGGGGUUACCUUUCACUGAAUCGAGGACUGUUCGGUCCUUGUUUUUCCUUCCGUCAAAAUUUACAUUUAGAUACCUUUUAAGGGCAAAGAAGUAGAAAAAAAGGAGUUUCCACACUGUGCGCAAUAUGCCUGCUUGUUGAAUACGUCCUCAACCAUUCACAAUAAGCUAAGGAAAAUUGAUACAAAUGUACAUAGAUAUACUACUUUGAAAGGUGACAUAGCGAAAAAGUAUUUAUUUUUGUUGCUUUGGUCCCUCAUGAUUACUCAUAUAUACAUAUAUUGUACAGUAAAGAAGAUUACCUAAUGGGUUGAGAGAAAAAAAAGAUAUACUUAUUUUGGCUAAAGAUUUCAAAGUCUGACGAUUUUGAGACGUGUUUGAAUAUAUGGUGUACAUUACUUUGUACAUGUACAUGUUUGUUUUGGGCUCGUCAUGUUUUGUUUUUCUUCAUGUUUGCGUUCUCUCAGAACGAGGAAGGGCAUGGAUGAGAUAGAAGCGUCUGAUUUGCAUGGACAGAAGCAUUUGAGUGUAUUUCCGCCGCAGGAACGAGCUCUUAGAAGCAAAUGCGUUGUAGCUGAUAGAUUAUGUUGAUUUUAGAAAAAGGGAAGCACGAAAAAGUUCAGAAGCCAACCUCAAAUGCAAUAUGAAAAACAGCCCGUAUGCACCCAUGACAGUUCCAUUUAUCAUUUUGCCAAAGAUUCAAACAGUUGAUGCUGCAUUUUGUCUUUUUUUAGGUUGAACCGCCGCUCCACCUUUGUGUUCCACGCUUUCCACACUUCGGUCAGUUUUAGGAGCAGAUAUAAGAACGCAUGUCGUUGGUCAUGGAACCGAGAACGAGGGGCCCUUGUGUUUGCACGGCGGGACCUUCCGCUGCAGAUGACUUUAAAUCAAUUGUUUGGUUUUUUUUACUGACGUCUCAAUGUUCCAGAAAUGGGCCGAACGCGAACUACUUGGUAGCGUGUAAACAAAGCUGUUCGACGCGUUUCACUGAAGCUCCACAGCUGCAGCGCCGUCAGACUGUCAAAGGUGUCCUCUCUCGAAAAAGUCACUGAUUUAUUUAUUCUUAUUUAUUCUUAUUUCUUCUAUAAAUCUUAGCAGUUUUAAUGGUCAGUGUCAAAGAAACGGAGGAACGUGCGCUUCUUUGAAAGCAGAGAGGUACGUUGCACCUACACCGACUACGAACGAGUAGCUUUGUGGCAAUUUUAGUCAUUUUGAGAAGAGAAAGAAAAAAUGAACAAAAUAAAAAAUCUAAAAUUGCAUUUUACCUUUUGGCUUUGGGUCAAAAGUUACCUUGUUUCAGUGAAAAAGAAGAGACUUGUGACCCCGAUGUACCGAUGGGACUUGUAUGAAUGUGAUACUAUGAAUGUACAAAAGGGUCUCGGAUUUUGUUUGCGCUUUUCAUUUUCAUUAUAUUGUCAUGGCUAACCUGUUCCUAAGGAGAAAAAAAAAACAUUAAAGCAAUACAGUUACAUCAA
Messenger RNA from Gasterosteus aculeatus aculeatus (three-spined stickleback), 8676 nucleotides. It is a transcript of the gene tns1a, whose product is annotated as tensin 1a. Lineage: Eukaryota; Metazoa; Chordata; Actinopteri; Perciformes; Gasterosteidae. Gene Ontology annotation, molecular function: protein binding. Gene Ontology annotation, biological process: fibroblast migration. Gene Ontology annotation, cellular component: focal adhesion. The record is from RefSeq and is a predicted model, not a curated record.